This is a messenger RNA of Carica papaya (papaya), 1664 nucleotides long. Its product is annotated as serine acetyltransferase 2-like. Gene Ontology annotation, cellular component: cytoplasm. Gene Ontology annotation, molecular function: L-serine O-acetyltransferase activity. The record is from RefSeq and is a predicted model, not a curated record. NCBI's taxonomy places the organism in Eukaryota, Viridiplantae, Streptophyta, Magnoliopsida, Brassicales, Caricaceae.
CUUUAAGCGGCUAAAGGAAAGGAGAGAAGGGUCGGAGCCAUGUAUUAGAAAAGUUGGUGGUGGACAAUACGUCAUCUCCGUCUUCAGUUUCACCUCUCGGGAACUGAGAGCCUGGUUACUGGAGCUUGAAUUGUAACUGAAAGAGAAGCAGUCGCACUUGGCUGCUCGAGGCCCACUCAGCGGCAACGCCUGUAUCUCGUCUCGGAAUGCAAAUCCGGAGGCUUUUAUAUUGAUGAAGCGACCCAUUUCUCCUCAAUCCAAUCCUUGUUUUUCGUCUUAUCCUUCUCCGGCUCAUGGCUUGUUUAAGCGAUGAGAGUUGGGAUUCUCUUCCCAAGAUGCUAUCCAAAAGUGUGUCUAUCAAAGAAGACGGGGAGGAAGAAACCAACGCUUGUGAGUUUCCGUUCGAGAAGGUUUUUCCAGUCUAUGCAAUAGGGAUUCCGAAGCCCGAUUCCGACUUUGUCCUCUCCUUCUCCAAUUCGGGUGCCGACCCGAUUUGGGACACUGUCAGAGAAGAGGCCAAGUUGGAGGCAGAAAAAGAGCCAAUUCUGAGCAGCUUCUUAUAUGCUAGUAUAUUGUCCCAUGAUUGUUUGGAGCAAGCACUGGGAUUUGUUCUUGCUAAUCGUCUUCAAAAUCCUACUCUUUUGGCAACUCAGCUAGUGGAUAUAUUUUAUGAUGUUAUGAUGAGUGAUAAAGCUAUCCAAAGAUCAAUUCGCCUUGAUGUGCAGGCAUUCAAGGAAAGGGAUCCUGCUUGUUUGUCUUAUAGCUCAGCUCUUUUGUACUUUAAGGGUUACCAUUCUCUGCAAUCAUAUCGAGUGGCUCAUGCCUUGUGGACGAAAGGACGCAAAGUAUUGGCACUGGCAUUGCAAAGCCGGAUUAGUGAGGUUUUUGGAGUUGACAUACACCCUGCUGCAAGAAUUGGGGAGGGGAUACUGUUGGAUCAUGCAACUGGUGUGGUUAUUGGGGAGACUGCUGUUGUAGGAAAUCGUGUUUCAUUGAUGCAUGGUGUCACGUUGGGAGGUACUGGUAAAGAAGUUGGUGAUCGCCAUCCAAAGGUAGAUGAAGGUGCACUUCUAGGGGCCUGUGUGGCUAUUCUUGGGAACAUAAGAGUAGGUGAGGGUGCAAUGAUAGCAGCCGGUUCCCUUGUGUUGAAGGAUGUUCCUCCACACAGCAUGGUUGCCGGAAUACCAGCAAAAGUGAUUGGAUAUGUUAACGAGCAAGAUCCAUCUCUAACGAUGAAACAUGAUGCUACCAAGGAAUUUUUUGAACAUGUAGCUGUUAGUUAUGGAGGAAAGUCCACAGGAAUUUUGGAUCCGAAAAAUACAGAGCGGAGAAGUUGAGAGUUGCAUACAAGAAUAGAUAUCUUCUGCAGAUUUAGUUUGGCUGUUCUCUUUUUUUGGAUAAAAAUUUUCUGUUCACUUGGUGAAAAAAGAUAUGCAUUUUCAUUUGAGAUAGAACAAUUUUCCAGAUAGGAAAACAAAAAGUGGGAGUAGUUCUUAUGGGGCAUUGGUCACUUGUGAUCCCUUUGUAUUAUAGAGCAAGUGUUCAGAGGUUCUCUCAAACAUUGUCUUAGUUGGAUGUUCACCCCUUUUUUUAAGGGUAUAGAUUCGAGUUAUGGAUUGUGCAAUCUUUAUUAUACAGUAACCGAAAAAGAAAAUUGAUGUGAA